AUGUCAACCAGCUGCAAAAUAGAGAAUGAAAGAAUGAGAAGAUUCAAGAAUUUUGGCAAAAGCGUUAAGGAACUGAGGAGACAGAGGAUUGAAUAUUGCAUUGAAUUACGAAAAGCCAAAAAAGACGAACAAAUCUUGAAGCGACGCAACAUUGGCAGCUUUCAAGAUGAAGAUCCUUAUUCAUUGCAAAAACUUGAGGGAGUUAGUGUAUGUAUAUUAUUCUCUUUGACUAUUACCUUGUAAGAAAUUGUGGUGGGAAUGAACAGUCAAGAACCACUGCAACAACUGCAAGCUGCGUACAGAGCUAGGAAAGUUCUGUCCCGAGCAUGGAAACCUCCACUGGAUGAGAUAAUUGAAGCAGGGCUAAUUGGCAAGUUCGUUGAGUUCCUUGGUCGAGAUGAUUAUUCAGCACUGCAGUUUGAGUCUGCUUGGGCACUGACUAACAUUGCAUCUGGUACAUCAAUCCAGACAAAAGCAGUGGUGGAUGGAGGUGCUAUUCCAGCAUUUGUACGUCUCCUUGAUUCUCCACACAUGCACAUCAGUGAGCAGGCUGUCUGGGCUUUGGGUAAUAUUGCAGGUGAUGGUACUCUUUAUCGUGAUGCAGUAAUCAAAGGUUCUGCUGUCCCCUCACUACUAGGAUUGGUAAAACCUGACAUUUCUAUUGGAUACUUGCGUAAUAUCACAUGGACUUUGUCAAACCUGUGUCGCAACAAAAAUCCACAUCCACCCUUUGCAACAGUUCAACAAAUUCUUCCCACACUUGUUCAGUUGCUUCAUCAUCGUGACGUUGCCCUUCUGUCUGAUGUGUGUUGGGCAAUGUCCUACCUCACUGAUGGCCCUGAUGAUCGUAUUGAAUUGGUGGUUCAGACGGGCAUUUUGCCAAGACUUGUUCAAUUGAUGUCUGGUGCUGAUCUGGCUGUGCUGACUCCAGCCCUCCGUGCUAUUGGCAACAUCGUGAGUGGAACUGACAGCCAAACAGACGCUGCCCUUGAAGCUGGCGUUCUUUCUAUUCUCCCAAAGCUCUUGAAGCAUUCCAAGGCCUGCAUACAAAAAGAAGCUGCUUGGGCUAUUUCCAAUAUUGCUGCAGGACCAACAAUGCAAAUUCAACAAUUGAUUACCUGUGGAGUUGUAUCUCCUCUUAUUGAAGUUAUGGAAAAGGGUGACUUUAAAGCUCAGAAGGAAGCUGUUUGGGCUGUUACUAAUUACACCAAUGGUGGUACAGUUGAACAGGUUGUUCACCUGGUGCAGUGUGGAGUGCUACAACCUCUCAUUAAUCUCCUGACUGCUAAAGAUACCAGAAUUAUUCUUGUGAUCCUGGAUGCUCUGGCAAAUAUCUUCCUUGCUGCUGAGCAGUUGGGUGAAACAGAUAAAUUGUGUUUAAUAAUAGAGGAGUUUGAUGGCUUGGAGAAAAUUGAAGCUCUUCAAUGUCAUUCAAAUAACACGGUGUACCAAACAUCAUUAAAGCUAAUUGAGAAGUAUUUCUGUGAUGAGGAGCAAGAGUUACAAACUUGGAACCAGAAGUAACAAUGACAUAUGAAGUCAAUGCUGCUCUGAAAGAUGAAUUUCACUUUUGAAGUGCGC
Molecule: messenger RNA, 1581 nt
Organism: Mobula hypostoma (lesser devil ray)
Lineage: Eukaryota; Metazoa; Chordata; Chondrichthyes; Myliobatiformes; Myliobatidae
Product: importin subunit alpha-5-like
Exons: 10
Biological process (GO): NLS-bearing protein import into nucleus
Cellular component (GO): cytoplasm; nucleus
Molecular function (GO): nuclear import signal receptor activity; protein binding
Source: RefSeq, a predicted model, not a curated record